GGUGGAGGAAGGAGCUGUUAGAUGCUUGCUCUUGCUCACCGAGUUUCGCCCCCGUACAACGUUGAGACAGAAUAGACUUGGACAGAGCAGGACUUAUCGCCGGUGCUGCUGUUGUUGCUGCUGUUGCGGCCCAUUUUUUUUCUGGACGUGGGAGUGUGUAGGUACGUGGUGUGCCGGGCGGGGGGUACAUGUCGUGCCUCUCACAUGACGCGGGAUUAUGGCGCUGGAACCUGGUCGUACCCCUGUGACGUGUGCUCCCGGUGACCUUGAGUGCCGUCACGUGACCCCUGUGACCUGCGACCCCGCGGCCUGGUGGUUACGUGACCGUCGCUCCGGCACGUGACUCUUCUUCAGGGUUAAGGGUCGAGGGCUUUUCGCACCACGGUCAAGGUCGUGUCACUGCGGCCUUAUUAAAAAAAAAACCCGGAGAGUAGCGUGCGGAACUAGUAGUCAGAUCCCGGGGUCUCCGGAACUCUACCAGAGUUACCUAGGUCUCCAGGCACUGUAGAACCACUCUGCUGAGCCAUAGGCUAGUCAUGUGGGACUACUACCAAGUUCAAGGUCGAUAACCAAAGAGGUUCACUGUCGCGCGGGUUUGGAACUUCCCCGCCGCUUGCGUCCCUGAGUGUGACGUCGACACGUGGCUUCUGGCCAACCGCCGGGGUCAAGGUUAUGGUCCUUUAGACGUCGGUCAGGUCACUCGUUUGGAUUUGACCUCUUCACAAAGAAUCAGCGUCUCUCAGCGCGGAAGAACUCUGGUAAGAAUCAUUUGGAGUAGAUAUUUAUAAGCGGGGUUUUUUCUCUGACAUCUUUAGCGUAUAGCUGGACUUAACGUUCAGCUAUGCCUCGCUCCGUGGAUGUUGAUCUUCUGUUGACGCAUAUCGACGCCGUUCACCUGAGAGCGGUCGGACCUGGCAGUGGUGGUAGCGGUGGCAGUAACACCAACACCAUCAGCACCCUCACCACUGCCUCCACCGACAGCGGCCAACACAAUCACGGCAACAACAUCAACAUCAGCAGCAGCAGCAGCAGCAGCAGCAACAACAACAAUAACAACAUCAGCACGGCGAGCAUUGCUGUUGCCCCGUACGACGUCCGUGGUGGUGGUAGCAACGGCAGCGUCGCUGUGGCAACCGCUACCCUCACGCCAGGCUCCUCGGACAACGACAGCAGCACAAUUGUGGUCAACAGCGCUGAUGGUAGCGGCGGCGGUCCGCCGGUCGCUGGGUUACCCACAUGGCGCCUACAACACAUUCAUCAAAACCAGCAGCAGCAACCACAGUUACAAACAUUAUCAUCUUCAUCAUCAUCAUCAUCAUCCGAGAGCCAACGAAGGGGCAGCUACGGGAAGUGCCUCGACAGUCAUCCACAACAUCAGCACCACCCACAUAACCUCCAUCACCACUACCUACAGCAACAACAACAACAACAGCAACAGCAACAACAGUAUUCCCAUCAGAACAACCUGUCAUCUCAACAGCAGCAGCAGCAGCAGCAACAACAACAACAACAACAACAACAACAACACACCAACCGCCGUCCGACCACCCUGAACACCACCUGCAGCGGCAGCAGCUUUAGCAGCCACACUCUCCUCCACCCGCCAACCGCCCACCAGGGCACCGCCCCAGCCUCCUCCACGACCCCGCCCCCGCAGCAGCAACAGUGCCUGCACCUCCACCCGUCCCGGCCCACCCCCGCGACAACGCCGACAGGCCUUCAUCAUCACCAUCAUCUUCACCACCAUCAUCACCAGCAGGGCGGAGGGGUGCUGCCACAUCUACUUCACCAGUACGCGGCACCUCUACUUCUGCACAUGCAGCCGUCCAGAGGGAGCUGUAUCAAGAGGCACAGCUCCUACCAUGGACCGCCUGGUCUGGCCAGCAAGUUUCGCGCCCACAAAACCGUGAGGCGGCCUUCUGGAUCUUAUACCUAUCUCAG
Aplysia californica (California sea hare) is the source of this 1941-nucleotide messenger RNA. RefSeq lists its product as uncharacterized. Lineage: Eukaryota; Metazoa; Mollusca; Gastropoda; Aplysiida; Aplysiidae. The record is from RefSeq and is a predicted model, not a curated record.